Molecule: messenger RNA, 1179 nt
Organism: Odontomachus brunneus
Lineage: Eukaryota; Metazoa; Arthropoda; Insecta; Hymenoptera; Formicidae
Exons: 3
Coding region: 1-1179 (392 amino acids)
Source: RefSeq, a predicted model, not a curated record
AUGGCCCGCCUCGUCUGGCAUCUCUCCCGGAAAGGUCCGGACAUAAAUGAUGCCCAGCACGGCUUCAGCGUGGGCCGCUCCACGGUGGACGCAAUCCUCCGUCUAGGGGCCUUCGCGGAAGCGGAGAUGGAAGAGGAGAGGGUAGUUGUGGCAACAUCGUUAGACAUAACGAAUGCCUUCAAUUCCCUCCCGUGGGACCGGGUGGAGAAGGCGAUGCGGACAGCCCUUCCCCCGGGCAGCACAGUCGUCUGCUAUGCGGACGACACGUUAGUGCUGUCCGGGGGCACCGACUGGGGGGAAGCGACGGCACUAGCCAACGUGGCCGUCGAAUGCGUCGUACGCUCUAUCCGGGCGCUGGGCCUGAGGGUGGCACCCAAUAAGACAGAAGCGUUGUUCUUGCACGGUCGGUUUGAGGGGCCACCCCCACAGGCCCACAUCAUGGUGGCAGAUACCCGCAUGAAAGUGGGGUCCAUGCUAAAAUCCCCGAGCCUCACCUUGGAUGGAACUUCGGGCUUUGUCGAACACUUCAAACGACUUAGCUUCAAGCUGGGCAGGAUAGCGGGCGCGCUGGCCUACCUUCUGCCCAAUUUCGGUGGUCCACGGACAUUGGUGAGACGGCUGUAUGCCAUCACGGUCCACUCCAUGGCCCUAUACGGGGCUCCGGUGUGGGCGGGUGAGAUGGGGGCCAAUCGACGCAUCAAGACGCUAGUCAAUAGCGCUCAGCGCGUCAUGGCCAACCGUCUCACUCGCGCUUAUCGGAUCGUGUCGCAUGCAGCUGUCACGGUCCUGGCCGGCAUGAUCCCUGCGGACCUCCUUGCUAGGGUAUACGCUGACACGUACACCCGCCUAAGGAGGCUCCGCCAAAAAGGGGAAGAUAUGUCGGCCGGCACCAUAGGGCGGAUCCGAGCCCUGGCUCGGCGUAGGGCCUUCCGGUACUGGAAGAGGCAACUUGGGGGGGCCCAACGUGCCGGGCAAGCGGACCAUCGAGGCCAUCCGCCCCUGUCUCCUCGAAUGGGCGGACAGGGGCCACGGCGAGUUAAGCUUCCACCUGACAGGUGCUCACCGGGCACGGCUGCUUCGGCGUGGGCUGCCGAGCGCGAUGUCCUGAUCGCAGUGGCGGGCAGGGACCUCUCGCUCCUCGCCGUAGUCCCAGCUAUGGUUGAGAGCAAAGAGGCGUGA